Messenger RNA from Diorhabda carinulata, 5123 nucleotides. RefSeq names its product phosphatidylinositol transfer protein alpha isoform (gene vib). Gene Ontology annotation, molecular function: phosphatidylcholine binding; phosphatidylinositol transfer activity; phosphatidylinositol binding. Gene Ontology annotation, cellular component: cytoplasm. The record is from RefSeq and is a predicted model, not a curated record. The transcript has 7 exons. Bases 400 to 1218 code for a protein of 272 amino acids. Gene Ontology annotation, biological process: phospholipid transport. Lineage: Eukaryota; Metazoa; Arthropoda; Insecta; Coleoptera; Chrysomelidae.
AUAUUUUGUUUAGUUAUUUGAAUUAGUUUAUCAAAAAUGACCAAUAAACCCAUCUCUAGUUCCAAUGUGCUCCGGUUUUAAGGAUUUUGGAGUUCACUCCACAGAGCAACCACUCUAAAGACAUUUCGCAUGGUUAAUUGGUGAAUUAGCAUUUUCGUUGAAAAUUUUCCUAACAAGUAUUUUAACAUUCGAAUUUUUGAUCUAUUUAAUAUUACCACAAUUUAGUGUGAUUUUGAUCAAUAUGGAUUAUGAUUGAUAUGAAUUUUGAUCAAGAAACAAAUUGACGUCAGAAUAUUGCGUCACCGAGCUUGCGCUGGUCAAUCUAUGAAUUAGUGAUUCAUUAGUUAGUGUGUCAGGAAUUAUUGCAUGUCUAAAUAGUUAAAUUUGCAAAGAAAAAACAUGCUUAUCAAAGAAUACCGAGUAACCCUACCGCUUACUGUAGAAGAGUAUCAAGUUGCUCAGUUGUUUAGUGUGGCAGAGGCCUCCAAAGACAAUACAGGUGGUGGAGAAGGUAUAGAAGUAUUGAAAAAUGAACCAUUCACAAAUUUUCCCCUUCUCGGUGGUAAAUAUAACAGUGGCCAGUAUACUUACAAAAUUUACCAUUUGGCUAGUAAAGUACCUUCUUUUAUAAGACUUUUGGCGCCAAAGGGUAGUUUGGAAAUUCAUGAAGAGGCUUGGAAUGCUUAUCCUUAUUGUAGGACUGUUAUUACGAAUCCCGGCUACAUGAAGGAAAAUUUUGUGAUUUGUAUUGAAAGUAUGCACAUAGCCGAUAAUGGUCAUCAAGAUAAUGUUCACGACUUGCCAAACGACAAACUGAAACAAAGAGAUGUUGUACAUAUUGACAUUGCCAAUGAUGCAGUGGCAUCUGGAGAUUAUAAAGAAGACGAAGAUCCAACGAAAUUUAAAUCUGUUAAAACAGGCAGAGGUCCACUGAUAGGACCUGAUUGGAAAGAUAAAGUUAGUCCUGUUAUGACCUGCUAUAAGUUAGUUACAGUAGAGUUCAAAUGGUUUGGAUUACAAACAAGGAUAGAAAGUUUUAUUCAAAAAUCCGAAAGGCGGUUAUUCACAAAUUUCCAUAGACAAGUUUUCUGUUGGAUGGACCGCUGGCACGGUCUGACCAUGGAAGAUAUCCGUGCGAUAGAAGAUAAAACGAAAGAAGAAUUAGAAGCUCUUCGUCAAAAAGGCGAAGUUCGUGGUAUGAAAGCAGAUACAGAAUAAAUUAAUGAAUAGAAAAAGGAAAUUAAGAAAGAGAAAUAUAAAUAAGUUUAAAAACAAAUCCAACUAAAAAACGCAACCAUGAUUUAGAUAAAUUUCUAAUUAAGUUUCCAUAAUACUGUGCUAUAGUUAUAAUAAAAUUCGAUAUAAAAUGGAUAGUUCUGUAUGGCGGUCAAUAAUUUUUCAUUAAAAAAAUUGAAAAUUAGAUUAUUUGCCUUUCCAAAUGAUACAUCUUACUCUCCAUAUUUAUUUAUCUUUUUAUAUAUUAAUUUCGUCGAAAAUUUAUUUGUUUCAUUUGUAUAAUCAUCACAUUUGUUGAGAUAUGUAUAGUAAAUUUUUUAUAAAACUAUUAGUGAUUAGCAAUUUUUUUAUGUUUGAAAAUGAAAAUUCAACCUUUAUGAAAUUAAAAAAGUUUAUUAAAAGUAUUAAAAAAGGCAGCUGCUCAUAAUGCGCUUGUGAAUAUAUUUUUUUCAAUAACCAUAAGAUUCUUUUUUUUAUUGGAAAUGUUGAUUAAAAGUACAGAGUUUAUCCUAUAACUAUAAUAAUUAUCAGAACCUUGACAUUCAGUAACUAGAAAUGUUAAUAUUAACGAGUAUUAAAUGUAACUUUUCUUUUUUCCAAAUACAGAAUGUCUAGUCUUGAAUUUCAGUAUUUUAAGUAUAAAAAAUGUUUUUUUUUUUAAUAAAAAUGGUGCAUUUAUAAAUGUUCGAUUUUUGACAUGAACACAUUUUAUGAGUGAUGAAGAAAGGAAGCAAAGGUGGUUAGUUUCAUUCAACCACAUAUUUUUUUUAUUAUAAUCUCACUAUAACUCAUAAAACAAUCAAAAAUCGUACAUAUAACUAUUCACAAAAAUAUAUGUGGCAUUCUGGCUUGUAUUUAUUAAUUUAUGUAUCCACGUGGUGUGUCAUGUAGUUAGAGUUAAAUUUCCUUCAAAUUCCUUGAAAUUGAAAAUUCACAGUCUUAGUCAAGUUUUGGUAAAAAAGCAUAUAAAAUUAAUAAAAGUAAUUAAGUACUAUUUCAGACUCUUUCCACUUCCAGACGAAAUGUUCAUCAAAAUAUCUAUUGGUUUUCCAAAAAACUUAUUCACCAUAUUGAAAAACACACUGUUAUAUAAUAAAUUGUCAUUGUUUUAUGGAUAAACUAUACGGCAUACCCUGAAUAUUAUGGAGUCCCAAUAGUAAGGAACUAUAAUGAUAUCAUUUUGUGAGAUCAAAAAACAUACCGAAAUUAUAAUUUUUUAAAUAUUAAUUGUUGAUAUUAUUUGUUUUUGUAAAUUAUUAUACAUUGUAACCAUUCCACUUCUGUAUUUUAAAAGCCCCAAUGAUACAUUCAGCAGAUAUUUUCUGUUUAUAGUUUCCCACUGACUGUAUCCCUCCUUGUAGUUUUAAUACUAUCUAUCUUCUUUUCCCUUUGAAAGUGUAACAGAGCUUCUAUGCUGAUAUAUUUAAUUAUGUCAAUAUUUCUUCUCAGUAUUCUAAAGCGCAUUAAAAUACAUCUCGUGCUUUUAUGCUUUUAUCGACACCUAUUUACCUAAGAAAAUUAAAUGCUUUUGUCAAUCACCUAAUAUUAUAAAAUCUCGAUCACUUUCCAAAAUGUGAAUGAUAACAAGGACAUUGCAUUGCUAGUUGUAAUUGAUUUAGAAAUUGGAGUUAUGUGAAGACCAUUAUCCAAGUUCCUCCAAACGUAUCAUGGCCACUACAAUAUAGAAUUGGGAUUUUUGAAUUACAGAGUAAUAAGUUUCAAAAUGGACUCAACAUAUUGAAAUUUAAUACUCCCCAUUUAAGGUUUUCUGUAAUAUGAGAUACAGGUUUAAAUGUUAUAAAAAUAACGAGAAAGUUAGUUUCGCAAUUAUACCGAAUGUUUGGGACACCUUUUUAUUUUUCUUCUAAUCAGUAGUUACCAAUUUAUUUCACUUUUUAUUUUUGGGAGUUUUAUUUUUUUAAGGUCUUAGUUAAUAUAACCAAAUAUAACGCAAAUUACCCAUAGAGAAAAAUAAUGAAUUUGUUUUGUAUCCUGUUAAUAAACUACUUUUUGAAUUGAAUUUUUUUUUAUUUAUAUAUUGAUAUGGGGGUUUUCAUUAUUUUUCUUAUUAUUGUAACAUUCAGUAAAAUUCAAAUUCUUAUAAAUAUUAGUUGAAAAGUGAUUUUUUUUAAAUAUUUUCUAUACGAAUUUUGUACUGUAAAUUAUUUUUUAUUAUACACGAAAGAAAUGACUAGGAAGGAAUAAAAUCGUCACAAGUUACAUGUGCAAUUAGUAAGUAUAAACCAUUCAUAUAUUAUUUUAAAAUGAUAUCAAAUAUUUAUAAAAAGUAGAAAAAAUAAAAAACACGUUUUAACGUCUAGAAUUUUUCUAUUUGUAACAUUUUCUACUGAAAGGUAUAAAGUUGCUUUGCUUUAAGAAAGAAUUUCAUAUUUUUUGUAAUGAUUACUUCAAAAACUAUAUCAAGGGAAACUUUUUUGUACACAUUUACUCUUCACCAAUUUUUUUGAAAACUUUCACUAAAAAAUAAAAUAUUCUUGAUGUACAAUCGUGUGAGGUGUUAUUUCUUCCAAAUUCCACUUUGAUACUUCAGUUUCUAUUUUUUAUAUAAUUAUAUAGUACAAGAACCAUUUUUGUCAAGUCUUAGAAAUAUUUUUAAGAUACUAAUUAAAUGUUUUUAUCGUAGUCGUUUUUAUAGUCAUCUUUAGAUGUUGGGAUCAUCUUUGACAAUAUGGUUAAAUUAAGAAUAAAUUUUUAAAAGUGUGUCUCUAGUCGCGUAUUUCGUAGAUUAAUCGCUACAUGUAAUCAGUGAGGUACAAACAUUUAUAUUUAACAAAUGGAACCUAUUGAAGAUAGCGAUUUGUACUUGAUAAGAUGGUUCUUAAUAUCCCCUUUUUUAUAUAAAUAUAUAAUACACGUAAUAUAAUAUUGUAGAAAUUGACUUAUAAAAAUUAACAUGUAAGUUAUAUUCGGAUUAAAUUGGAAUUUUUUUUUUGUUUAAUAUUUUUUUUUGUUUAUCGAUAUUUUUAAUAUUUCGAAUUGAAUUUAUUAUGGUACAUCUAACUAAAGGGUCGUUUUUAAAGAUAAUGGAAAUCGAUAAAAAUUUUCAUUUAAUCCUAUAUUCCUUAUUUAAAAAAUAAAUCACUCCAUUUUUGGUUCAUCAUAAAUAUGUGAUAAAAGAAACCUUAAUUGAAACACCCUCUGUAUGUUUUGCUACAUCUCAAUAUGAAUUUAAUUUAUUACAUACUUGAUUAAAAACAAAAGACCUCAUUGAAUGAUAUUUAUAUACAAGGUGAGCUAAAUAAUAAAACUAGUAUUCAUUAUAUUCAGUUAUAUUUAUUUCUGUUUUUGUUUUUUCAAUCAUAAGCUUCUAAUUUCAAUCGGAAGCCAAUCAACUCAUUCUUAUAAAUAAUAUAAACUAAAAAAUUAUGUCAAAUUGCAAGAAAUAUUGUAUUUUAUCCUUUCUGGCAAAUAUUUUCCACAACAAUUCGGUAGGCAACAUAUAAUACGUGUAUGUGAUAAUGGUUACAUACAUAUAUGAAACUUUAACACUAUAUGAAUGUACUUAUUUCUAAUUUAAAAAUGAAGCCCAAUGUUUUAUUUGUAAUAUUCAAUUAUCUAGCACAUCCUGUAAAAUCACUGAUUAUUAAAUUUAUAUUCGUUAUAUAUUUAUUAAUAGAUAUAGCGGAAUACGCUGAAAACAACAUUUCAUUCAGAACAUUACUUAUAACAAUCUAAUUGUUAUUGUGGAAUUUUUAAACUUAAAACUUUUCAAUGUUGGAACUAUUCGUGUGAACAAUUAUUAAAAAUACAGUACUUAGAAUAAUUUUAAAUGACAUUCUCUAAUAGUUCAAGGAUAUGUAUGUAAUAUUGUAAAAAAGAAUUGUACACGAAAAAAAUGUUAAUAAAAGUAGAUGAAAAUGUUGAAA